UCUUGGAAGUACAGCUCAAUGUUCAUCAUUCCGUGAUUUUAUUUUCCCGCCAUUUGAUUCCGACUCCAAUUAGUGCAAUAAUAAAUUCUCUUCCCUCCACCUCCUGCUGCAGCGGGAUAUUAGGGUUUAGACAUCCAUCUUCGAAUUAGGGCUCAUGGAAUCUCUAAUCCCCGAAAUUUCCCGUCUUCUCAACAAUACCAUCAGCCCGGACGAAAACCUGGUUUCCACCUCUGCUGACCUUCUCGAUCGGCUCUCUUCCCAACCUGGCUUCCUCCUUUCCCUCCUCGCCAUAACUACAGUCGGUGAUUCCCAAGGUUUGAAGAUAGCUGCGGCCAUAUAUUUAAAAAACUUCGUUAGACGCCACGAGGUGGAAAUUCGGGCUUCUUCUCGGCAGUACAUUGAGUUCCGGAACCAGCUGGCUCAGACUUUACUCCAAGUGGAUUCCUUGGUUCUUAAAGUCUUGGUAGACGCU
This is a messenger RNA of Dendrobium catenatum, 472 nucleotides long. RefSeq lists its product as uncharacterized. The annotation marks the transcript as partial. The record is from RefSeq and is a predicted model, not a curated record. Gene Ontology annotation, molecular function: small GTPase binding. The transcript is spliced from 2 exons. Gene Ontology annotation, cellular component: nuclear envelope; cytosol. Lineage: Eukaryota; Viridiplantae; Streptophyta; Magnoliopsida; Asparagales; Orchidaceae. Gene Ontology annotation, biological process: protein import into nucleus.